Molecule: messenger RNA, 1004 nt
Organism: Mirounga angustirostris (Northern elephant seal)
Lineage: Eukaryota; Metazoa; Chordata; Mammalia; Carnivora; Phocidae
Product: olfactory receptor 2AE1
Biological process (GO): G protein-coupled receptor signaling pathway; detection of chemical stimulus involved in sensory perception of smell
Cellular component (GO): plasma membrane
Molecular function (GO): G protein-coupled receptor activity; olfactory receptor activity
Source: RefSeq, a predicted model, not a curated record
AUGUGGCAGAGGAAUCAGACUUCUCUGGCAGACUUCAUCCUUGAAGGCCUCUUUGAUGACUCUCUCAUCCACCUUUUCCUUUUCUCCUUAACCAGAGUGGUCUUCCUUAUUGCAGUGAGUGGCAACAUGCUCACUAUUCUCCUCAUCUGUGCUGAUGCCUAGCUUCAUACACCCAUGUACUUCCUGCUCAGCCAGCUCUCCCUCAUGGAUCUGAUGCAUGUCUCCACAACCAUCCCGAAGAUGGCUACUAACUACCUAUCUGGCAAGAAGACCAUCUCCUUUGUGGGCUGUGCCACCCAGCACUUCCUCUAUUUGUCUCUGGGUGGCUGUCUUCUCUUAGCUCUCAUGUCCUACGACUGCUAUGUUGCCAUUUGUCAUCCACUUCGUUAUACUGUUCUCAUGAACAGAAAGGUGGGACUGAUGAUGGCCGUCAUGUGGUUGGGAGCAUCCACAAACUCUCUAAUUCACACAAUGAUCUUGAUGCACGUUGGUUCUGUGUUCUAUAGCAUCAUUACACCCACGCUGAAUCCUUUGAUUUAUACUCUACGGAAUAAGGAUGUAGUUAAGGCUCUGAGAAGAGUGCUGGGGAGAGAUCUUCUCACUCAGCAAUUGCUGUUGCCCUGAAUAUAAGAGUGGAAUGGGAUAAGCUCCUUAAGUUGAUCAGCAUAAACCUCUGACUUUUCAAGGGUCCAGAUCCCUGAUGACUACUGCAAAAAUGAAGUAGUUAACACACAAUGCCAGUAUUCUAACUUGCUCUCAGGCACCUGAGUACUGUAGAAUAUUAUCUUAGUCCAUUUGGGCUGCUAUAACAAAAAUACCAUGGACUAGGUGGCUUAAACAACAAACAUUUUAUUUUCUCACAGUUCUGGAGGCUGAAAAGUCCAAGACCAAUCCUUGAAAUUGCUAGACACUCUCUCAUUUCCUUUUGAUUUCUUUAAAAAUGUAACCCUGCCAAAACAUGCUUCCCUAAGUGAAAUAAGUCAGGUAGAGAAAGACAAAUACCA